AUGCCGGCGCAAACAGAGAAAAGCCAGCUCAAGCGAGGUCGCCUGUCUCAAGGCGAGCAAGUCGAGCCCAAGAGGACCCGCCACUCGCGCCUUUCGCCUCCUGCAAAUGCUAGUCGUCUAAAGCAGGGCCCUCUGCCCUCGCCCGUCACCAACAAGGAAUCCACCGGCGACCCUUCGCAGGACCACAAGGAAGGAACCCAGAGCCCCCCUUCGACCCGUGGUCCCAGCCAGGCUGCACGCGGUGGCCUGUCGUCGCCGCCGCCCUCGGAUACACAGCCCUUUUCGCAGUUCGUCUACCCACCUGAAAACCGGACAUAUGCAGUCGAGGAUGAGGAGGGCGAAGAGGUGUGGGGCUACCUGGUGCCCAUGGACGGCAGUGCUGGCGAUGUAAUGGUUUUGCGCCGGAGACAGGCCUGUCCAGUUCCCAGCACAAUCGUCGGACAGACCAAUGGCAAGGAGCACGUAAGCAAAGGCGAGUACAAAGGCCAGGAAGAGCAUUACGAGAAGGACAAGCAAGAGCGCGGUGUUCCCGCGGGCGGAUAUCUCAUAGGCCGCCACCGAGAGUGCGACAAGGUGCUAAACUCACCAACCGUUUCCAACCGCCACUGCCUAUUGUUCACCGAGAAAAAAGGGGGCGACGUCGUUGCGGUACUCGAGGACUUGUCGGGCAAUGGAACCUUUGUCAACGACACGUUUGUCGGGCGGAACAAGCGACGCGAACUGCGCGAGGGCGACGAAAUCGCCAUCCUCGACGAAGCCCGGUACAUAUUCAGAUACCCGCUCAAGCGCAACACACACCGGUUCCGACAGCAGUACACCAUACAAGAACAACUGGGCAAGGGCCAUUUUGCAUCCGUCUACCUCUGCGCAGAAAAGUCAACAGGCAUACGGCAUGCAGUCAAGAAGUUUGAGAAGCGCAGCGGCCCGGGAGAAAAAUCAAAGGUGGAGGGCUUGCAGCAGGAGAUUGCCGUGCUCAUGAGCGUUAGCCACCCAGCGCUUCUUUGUCUCAAGGACACAUUUGACGAAGACGAUGGAGUCUACCUUGUUCUUGAGCUGGCGACGGAGGGCGAAUUAUUCAACUGGAUUGUGAUGAAGCAAAGGUUGACCGAGGAUGAGGCUCGCAAGGUCUUUGUGCAAUUGUUUCAGGCGGUUAAGUACCUGCAUGAACGCAACAUUGUGCAUCGAGAUAUCAAGCCUGAGAAUAUCCUGCUCACCGACAAGGAGCUGUCUGUCAAGCUGGCCGACUUUGGUCUUGCCAAAAUCAUUGGUGAAGAGUCGUUCACCACUACGCUGUGUGGUACUCCAUCAUAUGUUGCGCCUGAAAUUCUAGAAAACUCAAACCAUCGCCGGUACACACGUGCUGUCGAUGUAUGGUCACUGGGGGUCGUUUUGUACAUAUGCCUGUGCGGUUUCCCUCCCUUCUCAGACGAGCUGUACAGUGCCGAGAACCCGUACACAUUGUCUCAGCAGAUCAAGAUGGGGCGGUUUGACUAUCCGUCGCCAUAUUGGGACUCUGUAGGCGACCCAGCACUAGAUCUCAUCGACCGCAUGCUCACCGUCGACGUGGAGCAACGCAUCACGGUUGACGAGUGCCUGGAGCAUCCGUGGACUACGCAGGGCAAGAUCAACGUGAACGAUAGCACUGACGGGCUGACGGGCGCAAUUUCCAAACUAGACUUUUCAAAGCGUAAGGUACAACGGGAGCGCACCAUGCUGAGCAGUAUCAAUGAUGUCAAGGUAACGCGUGUCAUUCAAGGUACCGAGGGACAGGAUCCAGUCAAGGUGUACGAGAAGAACGGGGUAGAGAGUAAAGGCAAAAAGGCCAAAGCCAAGCCACAUGCAGUUGCAGAGGAACAGCCGGCUGCACAGCGGCACCCUGAAGAGUUUGUAGAAAUGGGCGGCAAGGGCGACCAGACUCUGUACUCUGAAGAAGACGACGGUCUGUCCACCAAAUUUAUUGUUGACGCUGCCCCCGUCCACCUUGACUCUUCACCCACCCUUUGCUUCUCUCGUCGUUGCUUCUUGCUGUGCACAAUGGGUGUCUUUGCCACCAUUGCCGGCCCGCUCGCCGACUUCACCUCAAACUCGUCCACGCCCGUCGUGGUCGCUGCCGGCUUCGCCUCCUUUAUCCUCGUCGCCAUUGUCCUCAAUGUCCUCAAGCAGCUUCUGUUCAAGAACCCCAAUGAGCCGCCCCUCGUCUUCCACUGGGUGCCCAUUAUCGGCAACACGGUCUGGUAUGGCAUGGAUCCCUAUUCCUUCUUCUUCGCCAACUACAAGAAAUAUGGCCCCGUCUUCACCUUUAUCCUCCUCGGUCGCAAGAUGACCGUCUGCCUCGACACGACUGGCAACAACUUUAUCCUCAACGGAAAGAUCAAGGACGUCAAUGCCGAGGAGAUCUACUCUCCCCUCACGACCCCCGUGUUCGGCAAGGAUGUCGUCUACGACUGUCCCAACUCGAAGCUCAUGGAGCAAAAGAAGUUUGUCAAGUUUGGCCUGACGCAAGAGGCUCUCCGUUCCUACGUAACCCUCAUCACACAAGAAUGCGAAGACUUCUUCAAGCGCCACAAGGCGUUCAAGGGACAAAAGGGCACUUUCAACGUUCCCAAGGUCAUGGCUGAACUCACCAUCUACACCGCCUCCCGAUCGCUCCAGGGCGAGGAAAUCCGCCGCUCGUUCGACUCCAAGUUUGCCGAACUGUACCACGACCUCGACAUGGGCUUCUCGCCCAUCAACUUUAUGCUUUCCUGGGCUCCACUCCCCCACAACCGUGCCCGUGACAAUGCGCGCGAGACCAUGAUCCAGCUUUACUCUGAGCUGGUUCGCAAGCGGAGAUCGGGCAACGCCAAGAAGGACUCUCAUGACAUGAUCUGGCAUCUGAUGGACUGCAAGUACAAGGACGGCACACAGGUUCCUGAACACGAGAUUGCCGGAAUCAUGAUUGCUCUGCUCAUGGCUGGUCAACACUCAUCCUCUUCGACCAUUUCCUGGAUCCUGCUUCGCUUGGCACAGAAUCCCGAAAUUGUAGAGGAGCUUCUUGCAGAGCAAAAGGCGGUCAUGGGUCAAGAUCUGCCUACUCUGACGUAUGAGGAUCUCGACAAGCUGCCUCUCCACGCCCAAGUAGUCAAGGAAACCCUUCGUCUUCACGCUCCGAUCCACUCCAUUAUGCGCAAAGUCAAGCAGCCUCUUGUCGCUGAUGGAACAAACUACGUUAUCCCUACUUCUCACCAUCUCAUGUCUUCGCCGGGCUUCUCUGCUCAACUCGACACUCACUUUGUCAACCCCUCAGUCUGGGACCCACACCGAUGGGACGCCGAGCAGGACAGCCAAAACGCGGAUGACGAUGACGAUGACGAGAAGAUUGAUUAUGGCUGGGGUGUCGUGUCCAAGGGCACCAAGUCGCCAUAUCUCCCCUUCGGCGCCGGAAGGCACCGGUGUAUCGGCGAGCAGUUUGCCUACCUCCAACUCCAGACUAUUCUUGUUGCAUUUGUCCGUGAGUUCAAGAUUAGGAACAUUGGAGGUAGCAAGGAUAUCAUCGGGACUGAUUACUCGAGUUUGUUCUCGCGCCCUCUUGCUCCUGCCGUUGUUGAGUGGGAGAGGAGGCAUGGUCAGUUGUAA
Bipolaris oryzae ATCC 44560 is the source of this 3615-nucleotide messenger RNA. RefSeq lists its product as uncharacterized. The coding region runs from base 1 to 3615 and encodes 1204 amino acids. NCBI's taxonomy places the organism in Eukaryota, Fungi, Ascomycota, Dothideomycetes, Pleosporales, Pleosporaceae. The transcript has 9 exons. The record is from RefSeq and is a predicted model, not a curated record. Gene Ontology annotation, molecular function: oxidoreductase activity, acting on paired donors, with incorporation or reduction of molecular oxygen; ATP binding; heme binding. Gene Ontology annotation, biological process: mitotic DNA damage checkpoint signaling; protein phosphorylation. Gene Ontology annotation, cellular component: nucleus.